UGAGAUCUUGGGGUAUUUGAGUAUCGUGCGCUGACAUCAAAGUGCAGGAUCUUAGAGGCAGAAUGAACUUCAACAAAGUAGGCAUCUUACAACAGCAAGAGAAGAAGACUUUGGAUGAGCUGCACAACACCCGGAAGAUGGAAAAGGACAGAAGAGAUAUGAAAGCUUCAAAGAUUGAAAAGAGGCAGGCUGAUGCUGACUGGCAAACUGCAAAAGAAGUGAUAACGGAGUUCUGGAAUUUGAAGGUGGUUGAACCUAUUGAACAGAUAACUGGUACUUUUCUAUCAUGCUUGUACGAAACCUCUGAAUAUCAUUCAGGUAUCAAUCAUUGUGUACCAAGCCAUAGCAAAGAGGACAAAUAUUACGAUGAAGAUUGCGAUGAUGAAGACGAAGUCGAGCAUGGAUCGCAGAGUCAGCAAUCUUAAGCUUCAAACGAUGUGCGUUUGCUUUUGUACAGAUUAACUUAUCCAUGGAGCUACGACAUGUAUCGAGCAACCAAAUGUGUAUCACGUCUGUAUUUACAACGGAAUUCUAUCGUUAACUAUGGCUACAUCCACGUACAC
Messenger RNA from Guillardia theta CCMP2712, 563 nucleotides. RefSeq lists its product as hypothetical. The coding region runs from base 63 to 425 and encodes 120 amino acids. Lineage: Eukaryota; Cryptophyceae; Pyrenomonadales; Geminigeraceae. The record is from RefSeq and is a predicted model, not a curated record. The transcript has a single exon.